GUCGACGCCAUUUUGUUUCACCGGGUAGUAAAGAAACACAACCUGAAGCCACCGGCGAGAAUAUUUUACCUUUUUAUUUGAAGCACCUUCAACACGGCGGAGCAGCGUCGUGCAGCCGAGAUUAGAUUCGCAUGAUGUCUGAAGACAUGGCCACAGAUCAUGUAAAUGGGAACGGUACGGAGGAACCGAUGGACACCACCGUGGCUGUGACCCGCUCGGAGCACUUCGAGGCUCUACUGGAGGCUGGUUUACCACAGCAAGUGGCCGAGAAGCUGGAUGAACUUUACGUAGCAGGCCUGGUAGCACAUAGCGACCUAGACGAAAGGGCUAUUGAAGCUUUGAAAGAAUUCAAUGAGGAGGGAGCCCUGCAAGUGCUGGUCCAAUUCAAAGAGAGCGAUCUGUCGCACGUGCAAAACAAAAGUGCCUUUCUCUGUGGAGUUAUGAAGACUUACCGGCAGAGGGAGAAACAAGGGACUAAAGUUUCAGAUUCCACUAAAGGACCGGACGAGGCCAAAAUCAAAGAACUCCUGGACAGAACCAACUACACACUCGACGUUACAACGGGCCAGCGAAAGUAUGGCGGCCCCCCACCUGAGUCAGUGUACUCUGGAGCCCAACCCAACGUUGGAACAGAGAUAUUUGUCGGGAAGAUUCCCCGUGACCUGUUUGAAGAUGAGCUGGUUCCUCUCUUUGAGAAGGCUGGUCCUAUCUGGGACCUCAGGCUAAUGAUGGACCCUCUGAGUGGCCUGAACAGGGGUUACGCCUUCGUCACGUUCUGCACUAAAGAGGCGGCCCAGGAGGCUGUAAAACUGUGUAAUAAUCAUGAGAUUCGCCCGGGCAAGCACAUCGGGGUUUGUAUAUCUGUUGCCAACAACAGGCUUUUCGUUGGCUCCAUCCCCAAGAGUAAAACAAAGGAGCAGAUUGUUGAGGAGUUUGCUAAAGUCACAGAGGGGCUCAGUGACGUCAUACUUUACCAUCAACCAGAUGAUAAAAAGAAGAACCGAGGCUUUUGUUUCCUGGAGUAUGAAGACCAUAAAACAGCUGCUCAGGCCCGUCGUCGGCUAAUGAGCGGCAAGGUGAAGGUUUGGGGCAACGUGGUGACAGUGGAGUGGGCCGAUCCCAUCGAGGACCCCGACCCAGAGGUCAUGGCCAAGGUGAAGGUUUUAUUUGUUAGAAAUCUCGCGAACGGCGUCACUGAGGAAAUCCUGGAGAAGAGUUUUAGUGAGUUUGGAAAACUGGAGCGGGUGAAGAAGCUCAAAGACUAUGCUUUUAUUCACUUUGAAGAGAGGGAUGGUGCCGUAAAGGCUUUGGAAGAAAUGAAUGGGAAAGAGCUGGAGGGAGAGCCCAUUGAGAUUGUUUUCGCCAAGCCACCAGAUCAGAAAAGGAAGGAGCGUAAAGCCCAGAGACAAGCAGCCAAAACACAAAUGUAUGAUGACUAUUACUACUACCCUCCCCCUCCCCACAUGCCUCCUCCUGUCAGAGGCCGGGGCAGAGGCGGCAACCGGGGCGGCUACUCUUACCCCCCAGACUACUACGGCUAUGAGGACUACUACGAUUACUACGGCUAUGACUAUCACAACUACCGCGGCGGCUACGACGACCCCUAUUACGGGUACGAUGACUUCCAGGCCCCGAGCCGAGGGCGGGGUGGCAACAGGGGCGCACGGGGCGGAUCCUCUCCGGCCAGGGGACGUGGCGGCGCCGGGGCACCCAGGGGCAGGUCCAACUUCUCCCAGCGUGGCGGGCCCGGACCAGGCCGUGGCGGGCGGGGCGCAAGAGGAGGCGUGCAGCCGAGAGGGCGAGGAGGGGUACGUGGUGCGCGGGGUGGCCGCGGUGGAAAUGUAGGAGGAAAGCGCAAAGCUGAUGGGUACAACCAGCCAGAUUCCAAGCGUCGCCAGACCAAUAAUCAGAACUGGGGCUCUCAACCCAUUGCUCAGCAACCGCUCCAAGGUGGUGAUCAUUCUGGUAACUAUUCCGGUUACAAAUCUGACAACCAGGAAUUUUAUCAGGAUUCUUUUGGGCAACAGUGGAAGUAAACGAGUAGGGCUUUGAUAACAAAAUACGUGUUUGUUUUUUUGUUUUUGUCUUUUUAUUUAGAGACUUGAUCUGAUUGGCCCUCAAUCCCAUACGGUUGCCUGCAUUUUUUUUCCUCCAAAUUGGUGACAUCUGGCAAGAUAUACUUUUUGUACAUAUUUUAAUAAUCCGCUUGGACUCAAACAGUAGUCACACUCCCACCUGUUUCUGGCGAACUGGUUUUAUUUUUUCAUUUGUUUUUUUUGUUUUUUUUAAAAAAAGAAAAGAAAAGAUGGUCAUAAGAUUUUCCAUAACAAAGUUUGAAAAUUUUUUAGAUGCAAUUAUGUGCUCGAGCUGUCUAUUUGGCUAUAGCUUUAUGUAUGUUUUUAGAGAUUCUGGUUUCCAUGUUUUAAGUAGCUAACAGCAACAAAGCAUAUGUCUCCUAAACAUGUAUUUAAAACAAAUGAAAAUACAAUUUGUAUUGUCACAAAGUAAUUGCGUGUCUUGUUAUUGAAAAGAGAAAAAAAAGGACCAUCGUAGUCCUAUUUUUUGGCUUUACAUUUUGGCUUGUAUUCUUUGCUGUUUGUCUGCUUUAAUAAACAUACACGCACACGUGUACAAAACUUCAAAUUGUGUUGCAAAUUCAUGUUUCGGCAAAUUCUCUCUUCAAAUUGCCUUCAAAUUUUAAGGCUCCUUGUGGAAGAAAAUGGAUUUAAAGGUUUGCCAAUGUUGGCCACUUGCU
This is a messenger RNA of Scomber scombrus (Atlantic mackerel), 2755 nucleotides long. RefSeq names its product heterogeneous nuclear ribonucleoprotein Q. Gene Ontology annotation, biological process: CRD-mediated mRNA stabilization. The record is from RefSeq and is a predicted model, not a curated record. Gene Ontology annotation, cellular component: nucleus; CRD-mediated mRNA stability complex; ribonucleoprotein complex. Gene Ontology annotation, molecular function: mRNA 5'-UTR binding. The transcript is spliced from 10 exons. Lineage: Eukaryota; Metazoa; Chordata; Actinopteri; Scombriformes; Scombridae. The coding region runs from base 132 to 2036 and encodes 634 amino acids.